Messenger RNA from Chelonia mydas (Green sea turtle), 2314 nucleotides. RefSeq names its product potassium two pore domain channel subfamily K member 6 (gene KCNK6). Gene Ontology annotation, biological process: potassium ion transmembrane transport; stabilization of membrane potential. Bases 350 to 1294 code for a protein of 314 amino acids. Gene Ontology annotation, cellular component: membrane. The transcript is spliced from 3 exons. Gene Ontology annotation, molecular function: potassium ion leak channel activity. NCBI's taxonomy places the organism in Eukaryota, Metazoa, Chordata, Testudines, Cheloniidae. The record is from RefSeq and is a predicted model, not a curated record.
GGGGCUUGUCCCCAGCCUAAGAAGCCGCCGGGCUGCAGGCAGGGGUCGCUGCGCGGCCGCUCGGGGACCGGCCCGGCGGGUCUCUGGGUUCGGGGCUCGCUCCGGGGAGCCGGCGGCAGCAGCCGGAAGCUCCGCUGGAAGGACACGUAGCCAGGGGGCGAGCAGCAGCCGAGGGGCUCCGGGUCCCCCCGUUCCCUGGGGCGCACCGAGGGCUCUGCCCGGGGGGCCCCGGGUCUCCCCUCCCCGCCGUCCUCCUCCUCCGGGGGCCCCGGGUCUCCCCUGCCCGCGGGGCGCUCCGGGCUGCGCUCUCCCGGCCCGCGCCCAGGGCGCACGGGGCUCCGGCCGCGCCAUGAACCGCUGCGCCGUGCUGGGGCUCUGCCUGCUGGGCUACGCGGGCUACCUGCUGCUGGGCGCGCUGCUCGUCUCCGCCAUCGAGCGCCCCUACGAGAGCCGGCUGCGGGCCGAGCUGCGCUCGCUCAAGGCCGCCUUCCUGCGGGCCAGCCCCUGCCUGAACGAGAGCGCGCUGGAGCGCUUCCUGGAGCGGGUGCUGAGCGCCAACCGCUACGGGGUGUCGGUGCUGCGGAACGGCUCGGCCGGCGCCUCCAACUGGGACUUCGCCUCCGCCUUCUUCUUCUCCAGCACGCUGGUCACCACCGUGGGCUACGGCUACACCACACCGCUCUCGGACUCCGGCAAGGCCUUCUGCAUCUUCUAUGCCCUGCUGGGGGUGCCCUUCACCAUGCUGGUGCUGACGGCCACGGUGCAGCGCCUGGCCCGGCUCUUCGUCCACCGGCCCCUCGAGUACCUGCAGCUGCGGUCGGGCUACAGCCACCGGGCGCUGGCCCGGGCCCACUUCCUGCUGCUGCUGCUGGCCGUGCUGGUCGCCUUCUUUCUGCUGCCGGCCGCCAUCUUCAGCGCCCUGGAGGAGACCUGGAGCUACCUGGACGCCUUCUACUUCUGCUUCAUCUCGCUGUGCACCAUCGGGCUGGGCGACUACGUGCCGGGCGAGCAGCCCGGCCAGAAGCUGCGGGCGCUCUACAAGGUCUCCGUCACUGUGUACCUGCUGCUGGGGCUGAUGGCCGUGCUGCUGGUUCUACAGACCUUCCACAAGGCGGCCGACCUGCACGGCCUCACCGACCUCUUCCUGCUGCCGGCCGCUGGCCGCAGCGACCAGGAGCCCAUCCUGCAGCCCGAGGAGCCGCCGGAGGAGCCGGGGCAGGGCGAGAAGCCGCCACCUGCCAGCGCCCAGCUCAACACGGGCAGCCGAGCCAACUACGCCUCCAUCAGCCGAUAGCGUCAGCCCUGCCCCGCGGAGGGGGCUGCAGAGGGGGCUGCGUUCCCGGGGCAGCUCCCUGCGGGGACCGUGCCGGUGGCUGCGGCAGGCUCUGGCUUUCGCCCGGGCCGUGCUGGGGCUGGCGCGGCUCCUGUCUGCAUGUUGCGGGGGGAGCUGGCGCAGGGUUUUAAUAAGCGCGCCCCCGUUUUCAGCGGCCGUUCACCAGAUUUUAUCGCGGGGCAGGUGGCCGGGACCUGCCCUGUUUCCCAGACUCACCCCCACCAUGCUGGGGACCCUGGGCCAUGGAGCCGGCUGCGGGGGCCCAGCCUGGGCCAGCCCCCCAGCGCCGCGGGCUCUGGCUGACCGAGGGGGGUGAAGGUGACAGGUUGUGUGUGGGGCUGAGCUGGGGCCUGGCCAGGCCUAGUUUGAGUUUUAAAUGUGGGGGGGGUGAUUCCAUGCAUGCCCGAGGCUUGGGGGCAAUGCCCCUCCUGCCCCCCAAAACUCAGCCUGUCUGGGUACCCCUGCAGGGGGGGAGGGGAGAGGACACCCCCCCGCACAGCCGCUGGACUCUGCCAGGAUCCCUUUCAUGCAAACCCUUUAAUGAGCCGGGUUGAACCGUCACGGGGUCUUGCCUGGCACCGCUCGGGGAGGGGUCUGGGGCUGCCGCAUGUGCCUGCCCCCCACUCCAGGCGUCUGCAGGGCCCGCGGCCGGAAGCUGCUGCCCCUCCGUGGCGCCAGGUGCAGGAUGGAGCGUGGCAAGAUGGGCACUGCCCAUGGGGGGUGAUGGCCCCUCCCAUGCUGCCAAGAGCUGCCCCUCAGCCCCACUGGGGUGUCGAGGGGCAGCGCCCUCUGCCAGCCCGGGAAUCAGCCUGGAGGGGGGACGUAGAGCGAACACCCCUGUGUCCCUGGCUCAAGCACUCGCCCCCGGGAAUCCCCCCCCCGCCCCCAGGCCUGUGUGUGCCAGCUGUUCCUGGCGGCUGGGAGGGCGAAUGGUCCCGGGCACAGAUGGGGACCAGGAGUCUGAAUAAACCAUUGCUGGAA